AUGGGGCUUAUCCUUAUGUGGUACACUGAGCCUCAUACAAGCCAAAUAAGAGUGAAAGGAUUUCAUGAUCACGAAUAUUGUAUUCAUGUCAGCAUUAUGGACACAAUAUUGGUGUUUAGUUUACUGUUUAUAUACUACAGCCUCAGCCCAAAAGACCUCAGAGAUUAUGACUGUCGUGUGGAAAAUUCUUCAGAAGUACUAUCUGAAAGCACAAGAAGCAUGAACAUCUUACUGCAAGAGUCUGAAAAAGCAGUGACAAAAGGGGAGCUAAACAGAAACCAUACAGUCGCCACUUUGCAAUGCUCUGGUCUGCACAGCCCCAUACAAGUAAAUCUCCUUUACUCAGAGAAGAUGUACAGUGUUUUCACAAACAAGCCAAACGUUACAUACACCCUCCAAAGCCUGAAAGACAUCACUGAUCCAGAUGAGAGUGCUUCUACUGCCCACAGCUGUCUCUUAUUAGCAGAUCAUAAACAAAGUUUUCAGACUGAAUUUAACCUUACAGGCAAAGUGUUUCUGGUGGGGAUAUCAAAUUGCAUUUUUAAUGCAAAGCUGUCUGAGCCGGAAAUUUUUGCAGAGCAACUGCACGCCACAGCUGUACACCAACAGAACAGCAACUCAGGUAUAAGUGAAGACAUGCUGCUCAGACUAAGACACAGACAAAGCAUCUAUGCCAAAGCAGUAAUCGUAUGUGUCCUGCUACCCUGUGCACUAGCCUUCAUUGUGUUUGUUAUAUUUGAAGUUCCCUUCCCAUGCCCAUGCCCUAGCUGGAGCCUGCUAUGCAACUGUAUUCAGAAAUGUAAAAGACAAGGAGAAGAACGCACAGAAAACCCAAAUUCUGUAUCAGCCGAAGGAUCUGCCAUGGUAGGUCACAAAAAAAGGGAACCACACAAAGGAGCUUCUUAUCAAGCACCUUGGACCAAAGCAGCCAAGAUCAUUGCCAUUCAUGAGACUUAGUUCUGAAAAACUGCAAGCUGCAAGAGAAAACACAACUUUCUGUUUUAUCCAAGCACAGGUUUUUGCUUUACCCAGAAGUCUGCAUUAUUUUUCUCCUCACUUCUUAUUGUUCAGAGAAGCAAGAACAUCAGCAUUUUACACGAUACAAUCAAGCAAUUACAGAUUACAAUGAACGGUUACAUCUGAGUGACAUUAGCCUGUUUUAGGGGCUCUCCUUACGGAACUAACAGCUCGGAACACAUCUUGGUGUUGACUCCCUCCAUGAACUAUCUGGAAUCACAUUUUAACUUCAGCAGUAGACUAUGGCCAUUAGGAACAAAGGGGAUAAUGGAAAAACCUACUUACAGAAGCAAUAAAAGUCUCACCAACAUUGCAAAUUCUCCCUCUGUCUUCCAUAGAUUAAUUGGAGUUGGAGUUCACAUAGCAACUAACAUCUGCUAAACUGAAGAUUGUAUCUAGACAGAUUAUACUUAAAUGCGAGACAAUGAUUAUUCAGAAAAGCAUCUAACACGGGAACCAACUAAAAGUAUAUAUGCCCUGUCCAUUGAGCUUGAGGGCCAAAUUCUGCCCUUACAUAUACAAACUCUUGCUUGUUGUCAGCAAUCAAAAGCUCCCUUCAUCAGCAUCUUCAAAGCAUGAGGAAUUUGGGUUAGCAAUAACAAAGUUCAACUCUGCCCCAUUUUAAGCAUCCCGUGCCACUAAUUUUCUUGUGUUCCUCAUUUUGUCAUAAACUGGAUCAUACCAUGGUUUAGCAGUUCAAUUAAUUUGGGACCUUCACACUGUAAUGUUGCUUCCAAAUGAGACCAUAGGCCAGACAGUUAUUUGUUGUAAAAGGAGCACAGGUUCUGAGGGAAGAUAAAUCAAAAGGUAACCCCACAUUUCUACAGGCAGAUUUCUGCGUGCAUAUUCUUGAACUCCCAUUGCAUGGAACUAGACCAUCAACUUCCCUUGAAAAUUCCACAGAUCCAUGGAGUA
Chelonia mydas (Green sea turtle) is the source of this 1932-nucleotide messenger RNA. It is a transcript of the gene C17H17orf78, whose product is annotated as chromosome 17 C17orf78 homolog. The transcript is spliced from 8 exons. The record is from RefSeq and is a predicted model, not a curated record. NCBI's taxonomy places the organism in Eukaryota, Metazoa, Chordata, Testudines, Cheloniidae. The coding region runs from base 1 to 957 and encodes 318 amino acids.